AAAGGGUUCGGAGGUGAAAGGAAAGCUUCGCCGCUUCUUCUUCGUCCUCUCUCUCUCGUUCUCACUUCUUCAACAGUUUCUUCAACCAUCUUUGUGCUUUUGUAUCCAAACUUUUAUCGGUGAAGAAGAUGUUGACGGAAGAAGAAAUCAAAAGACUUUACAGAAUCCACAAGACGUUGAUGCAGAUGUUAAAGGACCGUGGUUAUUUUAUCGCGGAUUCUGAAAUUACGAUUACGAAGCAGCAGUUUAUCAGGAAAUAUGGAGAUAAUAUGAAAAGGGAGGAUCUUGUUACUCUCAAGGCUAAGAGAAAUGAUAACAGUGAUCAGCUCUAUAUUUUCUUCCCUGAUGAGGCGAAAGUUGGAGUUAAGACGAUGAAGAUGUACACAAACCGGAUGAAAUCAGAGAAUGUUUACCGAGCAAUUUUGGUGGUGCAGCAGAACUUGACCCCUUUUGCUCGAACUUGCAUUAGUGAGAUCUCUUCUAAGUUUCAUUUGGAAGUUUUCCAGGAGGCUGAAAUGCUAGUGAAUAUUAAAGAGCAUGUUCUUGUUCCUGAGCAUCAAGUUCUCACUUCGGAAGAGAAGAAAACUUUACUGGAGAGAUACACAGUGAAAGAGACACAGCUUCCAAGGAUCCAAGUGACUGAUCCAAUCGCAAGAUACUUUGGACUAAAACGUGGGCAGGUCGUGAAGAUCAUUCGUCCGAGUGAGACUGCUGGUCGUUAUGUUACCUAUCGUUACGUCGUAUAAGCAACAACAAAAAGCUUUGUGUGGAUCAGAUUUCGAAUUAAAUGCUGAUAGUUGUGAAACAUAAGAGUAAUGCUUUUGUACUAAAUCAAAUUGUUGACUGUGUUUUAUUCUUGUUUGUCAGAUAUGAGAAUUAAGGCUUAAACCAAUUUUUGUAUA
This is a messenger RNA of Capsella rubella, 902 nucleotides long. RefSeq names its product DNA-directed RNA polymerases II and IV subunit 5A. Gene Ontology annotation, molecular function: DNA-directed RNA polymerase activity; DNA binding. The transcript is spliced from 5 exons. The record is from RefSeq and is a predicted model, not a curated record. Gene Ontology annotation, cellular component: RNA polymerase I complex; RNA polymerase II, core complex; RNA polymerase III complex. Bases 129 to 746 code for a protein of 205 amino acids. NCBI's taxonomy places the organism in Eukaryota, Viridiplantae, Streptophyta, Magnoliopsida, Brassicales, Brassicaceae. Gene Ontology annotation, biological process: DNA-templated transcription.